Messenger RNA from Mesorhabditis belari, 927 nucleotides. Lineage: Eukaryota; Metazoa; Nematoda; Chromadorea; Rhabditida; Rhabditidae. The record is from the annotation of a GenBank genome assembly.
AUGUUGAUUUGUCGAGCCACCAGACAUAGCACGCAAAAUUUGCGAAUUGAAAGCGAACACACGCAACUCAACUUGAUACAGGAUCUGUAUUUUGCCGUACGAGCAUCAAGAGUCGAUUUGGUCAGACACCUCCUCUUCAAGCUGCGAGUUAAUCCAAAGAUCAACAUUCAAAAAGUAUCCAUUUUGACGGUGGCCGUUGAAAGAAAUAGCCCAGAGAUUGUGAGAAUGCUAUUGGAUCAAGGUGUUGAUGUGAACACAUUCUCCGAGGCCUUUGCCGGCUCUUUGGAAACACCGUUGUUUACCGCCGUCAAAAUGGGACACACAGCUGUUGUUCACCUUUUACUGUACUAUGGAGCUGAUCCGAAUUUGGCAGACUUCGCAAAUCGAACUCCGCUUUACAUGGCUGUUCAAUGUAAUAGAGAAGAAGAAGCUUUGGCUUUGAUCGUGGCUGGGGCGAAUCUGAAUACCGCCGACAAGACAGGGACUACAGCAUUGCAAGUGGCGUCACGAGGAUUUGGAAGGGAAAUGCUUGCCUUACAUCUCAUUAAUCAUGGAGCAUAUGUACAUCAGGCUGAUUUCAAGGGCCGAACUGCUAUUGAAUUGGCGUUAACAGCUGGGAAUACUUGUGUUCUCCAAAUGCUUCUUGAUGCUGGAGCUCAACCGGGGAAAGCACUCUCGGAAAGAAUAACCAAUCUUCUGGCGCAUCCAGAAGUGGAGGAUUUCUGUGCGGAGAAAACGUUGAGAUCGUUGAGGAGAACAUUGCCGAUGGAGAUCAUUACAGCAAGGAAAAUACGUGACUCGCUGAUUAACAAGGAGAAACUUCGAAAAACCGGCCGGAGCAUUUGGAAAGAAAUCGAUCGAUUGGCUAUUCCCGAGAACGUGAAACUCGAGUUGAAAAUCCACGUUCACAUUGAUGGAUUCAAUAUU